AUGGAUGAGCACCAACUCAGUUAUGAAGAGUUGGUGGAUCAUAUAGUCAACGACAAGCCCGUUCCUAAUAUUCUGCAUGUACCAAACGUAACGCUUUCAUCAUCUCUUAGUAAAGACUCCAAUAUGCACCAACGGCUUAAACCGUGGGAAGCGGCAAGAAUUGUGGCCACGGCGAGUGAAACUAGACCGAACCCCAAACCGCCGGCUCUGGUAGUCCCAAAAGGCGAAAUACAUCAAUCUAAAAGCUUAGAAAGCCUAUCGAAGUACUAUUCCAUCGAAACUGAGUUCGAAGAGCAGUUACAGAAGUUCUUGGGAAACAGCGAAGGUAGCUCAAAUAGUCCAGAAAAAAGAGUGUGA
Lachancea lanzarotensis is the source of this 357-nucleotide messenger RNA. RefSeq names its product LALA0S06e00826g1_1. Bases 1 to 357 code for a protein of 118 amino acids. Lineage: Eukaryota; Fungi; Ascomycota; Saccharomycetes; Saccharomycetales; Saccharomycetaceae. The transcript has a single exon. The record is from RefSeq and is a predicted model, not a curated record.